Messenger RNA from Nerophis lumbriciformis (worm pipefish), 5218 nucleotides. The record is from RefSeq and is a predicted model, not a curated record. NCBI's taxonomy places the organism in Eukaryota, Metazoa, Chordata, Actinopteri, Syngnathiformes, Syngnathidae.
UCCAGUCCAUAGUGGGGCCAGCAGGAGACCAUCCUGAGUGGAGACGGGUCAGCAGCCCAGAGAUGUUCCCAACCGAUGCACAGGCGAGCGGUCCACCCCGGGUCCCGACUCUGGACAGCCAGCACUUCAUCCAUGGCCACCGGACCUGUGCCCCCCCCCCUCUCAGAGCAGAAAAGAAAAGAAACGGCAGAUCAACUGGUCUAAAAAGGGGGUCUAUUUAAAGGCUAGAGUAUACAAAUGAGUUUUAAGAUGGGACUUAAAUGCUUCUACUGAGGUAGCAUCUCUAACUGUUACCAGGAGGGCAUUCCAGAGUACUGGAGCCCCAAUAAAAAACACUCUAUAGCCCGCAGACUUUUUUUGGGCUCUGGGAAUCACUAAUAAGCCGGAGUUCUUUGAAGGCAGACUUCUUGCCGGGACAUAUGGUACAAUACAAUCAGCAAGAUAGGAUGGAGCUUUCCCUUUGCAUCCCUUCACCCUUCCCAGCUCCCCCAAAGGGCUUGUCCCCAAUCCCCCCCUCCCAUCGAUGUUACGUAAGUUUCCUGUCAGGUUGACGACAUAUCGCUGUUGUUGUUCCCCAGUGAGUCUGUGGGACACGCCAGAUCCAGGCCUGCCCUUCUAAUGAGGCCCACACAAAGGCCCAUUGAAGAGAAGCCCCCGUGUGAGAGAGGAUGACCCAGGACUGGGCAUCAGUGGCCCCAAGGCUGUCCCCUCUGUACAAAGACCUCCACUGUGGUCAUGGAGUUGAAAGGGCAUGGAGGGGAAAAAGAAAAGGGGGGGAAAGAGGGAGGAGACAUCCUGUUCCAACAAAUAUCGGAAAAAUGAAACAAAAGCGUGACUUUUCUGACCAUGACAUGAGUACCCCAUCAAGUUCUUCUCUCCAGCAAGUCACACCCUUAAAUGUGCUUGUCUGCAGUAGCUCAGAUCAGAUUGUCUCCAAUCUUCGAACCGAAGAGAGCAUAUAAGGGACAGUCUUGGAAACUUACGGAAUACUUAUUGGUGUGUUGGACAAAAUCAUGGCAUUCUCACCUGGACUUGAGCGUCUGCUAUGAUUGAUUCAGCGCAAUUUCAAUUAUUUUCAAAGCAGCUGGAAGAAUGACUCUCUCAUCCCGACUGGAGGACAUGGAGGUGACCUUGGAGCAUGUGCUCAUGGACGUCUUUAUGACGGAGGGGAGGCGAUGUCAGGUCCAUCUCCUGGACGACAGGAAGUUGGAGCUCCUUGUGCAGCCUAAGUUGAUGGCUAAGGACCUCCUGGACCUGGUGGCCUCUCACUUCAACCUCAAGGAGAAGGAAUACUUUGGAAUUUCAUACACAGAUGAAACGGGACAUUUUAGCUGGCUUCAACUGGACCGCAGAGUAUUAGAGCAUGAAUUCCCCAAGAAAUCCGGACCCAUUGUCCUCUACUUCUGUGUCAGGUUCUACAUAGAAAGUAUAUCAUACUUGAAGGACAAUGCCACUAUUGAGCUGUUUUUUCUCAACGCAAAGUCCAUCAUCUCCAAGGAGCUCAUUGAAGUGGACAGCGAAGUUGUCUUUGAGCUGGCGUCCUAUAUUCUCCAAGAGGCUAAGGGUGAUUUCACCAGUAAUGAUGCAACCAGGUCUGACCUGAAAAAGCUGCCUGCUCUGCCCACCCAGGCCCUAAAGGAGCACCCAUCCCUUGCCUACUGUGAGGAGCGGGUCAUAGAACACUACAAGAAGCUCAGUGGGCAGUCCAGAGGGCAGGCCAUUGUAAACUAUAUGAGCAUUGUCGAGUCCCUGCCCACAUAUGGAGUACAUUACUACGCUGUAAAGGAUAAGCAGGGGAUCCCUUGGUGGCUGGGCCUGAGCUACAAAGGCAUUUUUCAGUAUGACCAUCAGGACAGAGUCAAGCCCAGGAAGGUGUUCCAAUGGCGUCAACUGGAGAACCUUUACUUCAGAGAGAAGAAGUUCUCCGUGGAAGUUCACGACCCCAGGAGUAGGGCGUCUGUGACACGGAGGACGUUUGGUCAUAGUGGCAUCGCUGUGCACACCUGGUACGCCUGUCCAGCCCUCAUCAAGUCCAUCUGGGCCAUGGCCAUAAGCCAGCACCAGUUCUAUCUGGACCGCAAGCAGAGCAAGUCAAAGAUCCAUGCCGCACGCAGUCUGAGUGAGAUUGCCAUCGACCUCACCGAAACGGGAACGCUGAAAACCUCCAAAUUGGCCAACAUGGGCAGCAAAGGCAAAAUUAUCAGUGGGAGCAGUGGCAGCCUACUCUCGUCAGGCUCUCAGGAAUCAGACAGCUCCCAAACAGCCAAGAAGGACAUGCUGACAGCACUGAGGGCCCGGCAGGAUGCUCUGGAGGAAACGCUGAGGCAGAGACUAGAGGAACUCAAGAGCAUUUGCAUCAGAGAGGCUGAACUGACAGGGAAACUUCCUAAGGAAUAUCCUCUAGAUCCAGGAGAGGAACCCCCUACAGUGAGACGGAAGAUCGGUACCGCCUUCAAACUGGAUGAGAAGAAAAUUCUUCCUAAGGGGGAGGAAGAGGAGCUGGAGCGCUUGGAGCGGGAGUUCGCCAUUCAGUCCCAGAUCACCGAGGCAGCCAGGCGCCUUGCCAGCGAUCCUCACGUCAGCAGCAAGAAGCUGAAGAAGCAGAGGAAGACGUCUUAUCUGAACGCGCUGAAGAAACUUCAGGAAAUUGAGAACUCUAUCAAUGAACACCGGGUUCGCUCUGGGAAGAAGCCGACACAGAGGGCAUCGCUUAUAAUAGAAGAGGCCAACAUUGGCUCAGAAGAUAGUUCGCUGUCUGACGCUCUGGUCCUGGAUGACGAUGACCCUCAAGUUACCGGUACCCCCAACUUCUCCCCGAUGGCGUCGCCUCACAAAGGCCUUCCCCCGCGGCCACCGUCUCACAGUCGUCCCCCACCGCCGCAAUCCCUGGAUGGACUGCGGCACCUGCACUAUGCACGCACGGAUUACGAUAAAUCGCCAAUCAAACCUAAAAUGUGGAGUGAGUCGUCACUGGAUGAACCUUAUGAAAAGAUCAAGAAGCGCUCCUCUCACUCCAGUCACAGACGAUUCCCAAGCUCUGGCAGCACAGAAGCAGGAGGUAGUAACUCUCUGCAGAGCAGCCCUAUCAGGAACCUCCCUCAAUGGAACUCUCAGUCCAGCAUGCCGUCCACCCCGGACAUGAGGACCAGGACGCCACACUAUGUACAUUCCACUAGGUCGGUGGACAUCAGUCCCACACGUCUGCACAGCCUCGCUCAGCACUUUAGAAACCGCAGCUCCAGUCUGGAGUCCCAGGGCAAGCUCUUGACUUCGGACCCUGACGCACACCCACACGCCCUCGGCACGCUGGGCAGCCCUGACUUUUUCUUGGGCCCGACACGGAGCUCUAAUGGCUCUGACCCGUUGGAUGAUUGCUCCUCCUGCACCAGCCAGAGCAGCUCGGAGCAUUUCUACCCGUCCGGCGGGCCCUUAGCCCCCGGCACCAAUCCCAACUACUCCACACUCGGUGAGGACUCGCCUUCAAAAGCGAGGCAGAGGCAGCGGCAGAGGCACAGGUCUGCAGGUCAUCUGGGCUCCUCUAACUCCGGCUCCAUGCCAAACUUGGCAGCUAAGAACGGCUCUGUUGGAGGAUCAGGUGGAGGCGGCAUAGGCGGAGGACACCACGGAGUCUACCUCCACAGCCAGAGCCAGCCGUCCUCCCAGUACCGCAUCAAAGAGUACCCGCUAUACGUGGAGGGGAGCCCCAACCCGGUGGUCGUGCGCAGCCUGGAGAGCGACCAGGAGGGCCACUACAGCGUCAAAGCCCAGUUCAAGACCUCCAGCUCUUACACGGCGGGGGGACUGUACAAGGAGGCGUGGGGAGGAGAGGAGGGAGGGGAGGGCGGCGGCCGACUAACGCCGUCCCGCUCGCAGAUUGUACGGACUCCAUCGUUGGGGCGCGAGGGGAGCGGAGGGGGUCGGGCGGCAGUGUCAGAAGAGCUGCGCUGCUGGUACCAGAGGUCGUCCGGGAGCCUGAAGGAGAGGAAUCACUCCCACUCAGGAUCCACCUCAUCCGAAACAGGGUCACAGCAAGGCACACUAGGACAUGGGCGGGGCAGUCGGGUAGGAACGCUCGCCAAAGGCUCACCAGUUGCAUCCCCACACAGCCAGAGGAGUAUGACACCCUCUGGUGACCAGACCGCCACACCCACUCCGCCCUGCAGUCCACAGCACAUCCUCAACUGGCAGAGCGGGUCCUUCACUGACAGCUGCUUCCUCGGCAGCCCCUCGUGUUCAGAGCUGGCAGACGUGCAGUGGUACAGACGCGACAAGGCCAAACCUGGAACCCUGGUCUGAGACCCUUGGAAAAGAGCCCCCCACCCCCACUUGGAGAAGUCCCCGGUAUUAUUGAAACCCUCCCUGCACCGUCCUAGACCACGUCCCGCUCACAACAACCAAGAACCUCAUCGCUAAGGCCUGACAUAUCCAUCCCGACUUUUUUCUCCCACUAGGGAUCAAGCGGCGCGGCGUAGUAGAUGUGGAAAGAGCACGGUCACCCACUCCCAAUCAUCACUUUCCUAUUUGUCCCUCUUAAAAACUUGAAUCCACUCGAGAAGAUUCCUGCUGGUUUUGAGCCACCAGUCUAAAACAAAACAAAAAACAUAUUCCUGCAUAUUUAUUAUAAAUUGAAACAAUGCAUACGUUUACCAGAACAACAACGAGGUUUCUCCUCCUCCUCCCAGUUUAACCCACAACCAAAGACUGCAUUCACUGAUCGGGCCGGGGUUUCCUUGCAGAAACGCGAUGGAAAGAACACGAUCCAGACUAUAGCAAUAAAACUUUGUGGGAAUUGUGUGGUGACCAGGUGGACAGUGUCGUGCUCGUCGGCUUUGGGCGUUCAUCUCCGCUUCCUUCUAGCGACGUGUUCAGUGGGGAUUGGUUCAUGGAGUCACUGCAGAACUGAAGGACUAUUACAUUCAGUAUUGGAUCUUUAAUUGAGGAAGUCAACCUUUCUGACUCUACUUUGUCUCCUGCUGCUACAUUAUGAUACACCUUUUCCACUUUGGCGUGCAGAUUUAGUUCAGAGCUCCAGUCGACACUUACCAUUGUCCUGGAGAGACAGGAAAUCAUCUAAACCAGUGGUCCCCAAACUACGGCCUGCCAGCGUCCAAAAUCCGGCCCGCGGGUAUCCAUCCAUCCAUUUUCUACCGCUUAUUCCCUUUGGGGUUGCGGGGGGCGCUGGAGCCUAUCUCAGCUACAAUCGGGCGGAAGGCGGGGU